Penicillium waksmanii is the source of this 984-nucleotide messenger RNA. RefSeq lists its product as uncharacterized. Lineage: Eukaryota; Fungi; Ascomycota; Eurotiomycetes; Eurotiales; Aspergillaceae. Bases 1 to 984 code for a protein of 327 amino acids. The record is from RefSeq and is a predicted model, not a curated record. The transcript has a single exon.
AUGUCCGCACAGAAGACAAUCACAAUCGUUGGUGCAACUGGCACCCAAGGGGCUUCCGUUGCUCGCACCUUCUUACAACUUCCCAACUGGCAUGUUCGCUGCCUGACUCGCCAGCCAACCUCAGAAAAGGCCAUGAAUCUUGAGAAGAUAGGUGCCGAACUUGUCCGAGGGGACCUCGAAGAUGAAACCUCCCUUCAAAGAGCCUUUGACAAUGUCCACGCUAUUUUCCUGAACACAGACUUUUGGAUUCCGUUCCGCAAUGCUAUAUCUUUGGGGAAAGACCCAGUUACGGCUUCCCAAGAAGCCUACGAGAUCGAAGUGAUGCACGGGAAGAAUGCGGCCAAAAUCGCAGCAACCAUUCCAACCCUGGAGCGAUUUAUCUACUCAGCACUGGGCCCCAUGAGCAAAGCAUCUAACGGGAAAUACCCUUCUUCCUAUCACUGGGAGACAAAAGCCAACAUUGUCGAGUAUAUUGAAGGCCAGCAGCUGGAAUUGGCCCGAAAGACCUCCUACGUCUAUAUCGGAGCCUACAUCACCAAUGCGUUCCUCUAUCCUAGAUUCGACCCCGAAAGUGAGAAUUACGUGUCUAUUUUGCCAACAGGCAAGGAAACUCGUUUCCCAAUCAUCAAUGUUCCUCGGUCUACAGGCCCAUUUGUGAGAGCCUUGGUGGAAGAUGAAGAGCCACGCACAAGGCUGCUCGCAUAUGAUGAUUACCUCUCGGUGGGAGAGGUAGGGGCCAUAUGGACUAAGACUCUUGGGAAGGAGGUGAAGCUAAUCCAGUUGACCAUGGAAGCAAUGAGCGAGAAAACUGGAGUGCCGGUAGAAAUUCUCAUGGGUGCUGCCUAUCUGGGAGAGUAUAGCUACUGCGCGGGGGUCCCUAAUGUGAUUGAACCUGCCCAGCUGAAGACCCGCAUCGAAACACAAACAUUUGAGACCUGGCUCAAAGAAAAUGAUGCAAUGGAACUGCUUGAGUUGAACAAGUAG